AUGGCUGAUCAGGUGCAUUCGCCCAACGAGCUGAAGUGCUGGAUUUUUUUUUGGGGCCUUGGAGUCUGCGGUUAUGCACACCCUGUUCGAGCUUGUCGCGCUCCCCGAAGACCGUUGGGCGCAGUCAUACCCAUACCCACCAAGAUGACCAGAUUUCCAUCUUGGCGGAUGAGGUUUGGACCCAGUGUUCAGGCAGUAGUGAUUGGCAACAUUGACCCGGGUUGGUCCCGCUCGCCUAGUAGAGCUGGGGAAAUCGAGCUUCUCCAGCGAAAGCAUGUUCGGAUCGAUCAGGGUCGCACGUCUAAAAAUAAUCAUGGCCGGCUUCCCAUGCAGCAGCACGCGGAGCGUGCCAGGAUAUUGGCGUCCGAAUGGUUUCAUGCGACCAGGUCGUGCAGCGGCAGGCGAAGAUUGGAAGUGGUGAGGUGUGGGAGGUUUGGCGUCCUGCAGCUGGACUGCGACGCAUUCGCCCGAAGUGCCGGCAACGUCGUAGUGCCAGUGCCCCCGUGGUGA
This is a messenger RNA of Verticillium dahliae VdLs.17, 510 nucleotides long. RefSeq lists its product as uncharacterized. The record is from RefSeq and is a predicted model, not a curated record. Bases 1 to 510 code for a protein of 169 amino acids. NCBI's taxonomy places the organism in Eukaryota, Fungi, Ascomycota, Sordariomycetes, Glomerellales, Plectosphaerellaceae. The transcript has a single exon.